Molecule: messenger RNA, 1071 nt
Organism: Drosophila eugracilis
Lineage: Eukaryota; Metazoa; Arthropoda; Insecta; Diptera; Drosophilidae
Product: zingipain-1
Exons: 3
Coding region: 1-1071 (356 amino acids)
Cellular component (GO): lysosome
Molecular function (GO): cysteine-type endopeptidase activity
Source: RefSeq, a predicted model, not a curated record
AUGGUAAACUUCUAUUUGCGUUUGCAAUCAGAAGGAGAGUUGCCGUUGGCUAUAAAAGACCAUUCCAUGGUUCUAUGCGGCAUCACUGGAGGAGGAUGGGCCUUUAAUCAUGGCCAGGAUUUAACGGAUUUUGAAACUUACGUGGACAACUUCAACAAGACAUAUGCCACAACUUCGGCUCGUAACUUUGCCAACUACUACUUCAUCUACAACCGCAACCAGGUGGCCCAGCACAAUGCCCAGGCGGAUCGGAAUCGCACUUCAUACCGGGAAGUAGUGAAUCAGUUUUCGGACAUCCGUCUUAUCCAGUAUGCAGCCCUUCUGCCCAAGGCUGUAUCCACAGUAACUUCAGCGGCCAGUGAUCCACCAACCACCCAAGCAGCUGCUGCAUCCUAUGACAUCAUCACAGACUUUGGACUGACCAUAACGGUGGAGGAUCAGGGUGUCAACUGCAGCAGUAGUUGGGCCUAUGCCACGGCCAAGGCUGUGGAGAUUAUGAAUGCCGUGCAGACCGCCAAUACCGCCCCUUCCGCUUUGUCAGCUCAGCAAUUGCUGGACUGUGCAGGAAUGGGAACUGGAUGCUCCACCCAAACCCCCCUGGCUGCCUUGAACUACCUCACCCAGCUGACGGAUGCGUAUCUGUACCCGGAGAUGGAUUAUCCGAAUAAUAACACUCUCAAGACUCCGGGCAUGUGCCAGCCGCCGUCUUCAGUGGCUGUGGGCGUAAAGUUGGGCAAGUACUCCUCCGUGGCUGAUAACGAUGAUGACGCCGUUAUGCGUUAUGUUUCUAAUGGUUUCCCCGUGAUUGUGGAGUACAACCCGGCGACCUUUGGCUUUAUGCAGUACUCCAGUGGAGUGUAUGUUCAGGAGACGAAGGCUCUUACCAACCCAAAGAGCUCGCAGUUUCUGGUAGUCGUUGGCUAUGAUCACGAUGUGGACUCAAAUCUGGACUACUGGCGUUGCCUGAACUCCUUUGGAGAAACUUGGGGCGAAGAUGGUUAUAUAAGGAUUGUGCGCAGGUCCAAUCAGCCCAUUGCCAAAAAUGCUGUAUUCCCCAGUGAACUUGCCUGA